Messenger RNA from Dimorphilus gyrociliatus, 475 nucleotides. The record is from the annotation of a GenBank genome assembly. Lineage: Eukaryota; Metazoa; Annelida; Polychaeta; Dinophilidae.
GUCAGUCUGAAAUAUGAAUACGUUCUCGAAAGAACAUUGGGUUAGGAAGGUAAAAGACGCAUCGAAUAAACCUUAUUCGACGUCUUAUGGCGACUACGGUUAUACUUCGGUGAAUUGGCGUAUGACUGAUAGGUUUCCGAAGCAACCGGAUAGUCCAAGGACUGUUAGACGUAAGGCGGAAGAAGAAAGACAGUUCACGGAACGUCAACAGAUGGAACAAAAGUACCUCCAUCAGAAGAAGGUUCGAGACUGGACGGAAAAGAAAUUAAGAGAAUCCGCAGAAUUUUUCGAUCAAGAUAGUGUUCCCUUCAAGAAAUCCGAUAGAGAAAAGGUUACAGUUGUCCAGCGACGCCCUAGACGUCAACGAGAUUUACACGUAAACGAACGCUUUUUCGACUACAAGUUCAACGAACCUUGGAGACACUUCCGUCACGACCACAAAAACAAGGGACCGUGGAAGCAAACCUACUGGUAG